AUGGAUAAAAGGAAAAAAGCAUCCGCUACCGAGCUGAGGCUCAUGGUGGUCGGUAGCAGUGGUCCCUGUCAGUUCCAGCUGACCAACGCCAUACUCGGGAGGGAGGAGUUUUCCAAGGAUGUCACCAGCAUCCCGGGCAGCAGGAAGAAUACAGGAGAGCUGGCCGGGAGACGAGUGGCUGUGAUCAAUGCCCCCAACAUCUACGACAAAGACAUAACUCAAACCAAGAGGGAAACCGAGCUGAGAAGGUCCAAGUGCUUAUGUAUUCCGGGGCCUCAUGCCCUGCUGGUUGUGUUUGAGAUGGAGAACAUCUCCCCAAAUGACAUCAAGACUCCCAAGCUAGUGAUGAAGCACUUUGGAGAAAACUGCCUCAGUCACUGCAUGGUUCUUCUGGCCUACGAGGGGAACCUGGAGGGAGCCGGUCUGGAUGACCGGGUGCUGCGGACCAACUGGCACCUGAGAGAACUGAUUGAGAAGUUCGGAGGACGCUUCCACAUCUUCAGCACAAACUGGAGAGAUCGCAGCCGGGACCGAGAGCUGCUCCAGAAAGUGGAGCGCAUGGUGGCCUCUUUGGGAGGGAGCUAUUUCUCAAGCAGAGCUUUCCAGAGAGCGGAGGAUAACGUGAAGCGGGAGGAGAAGAAGCUGAUGAAGCAGCGGAAAGCGGAGAUGGAGAAGGUGCGGCGCGAGCUGGAGAACUAUUACAGUGGGGAGGAGCUGCGCUGGCAGAGGGAUGCCUACAAUGCCGGUGUCGAGGCAGAGGUCAGGGCCAAGGCGGAGAUGGACAAUGGCUGGCUCAGAACCUCCCUGGUCAGGGGGCUGGGGAUGGGCUUAGCUGCAGGGGCCAGCAUGGGCAUACUGGUUGGGGCUGUAGAGGGACCCGGGGGCAUGAUUCUGUAUGGUAUACUGGGUGGCGCGGUAGGGGUAUCAGCGGGAGGUACAGCCCAGGUGGCCAUACAACAUUUGGAGGAGAGAGUUACACCCUCCGCCAGACUCAACUUCAACUCAAUCUUCAUCAAUCGCUUUUUCUCGUCCCCGCGUCAGUGA
Molecule: messenger RNA, 1044 nt
Organism: Lampris incognitus (smalleye Pacific opah)
Lineage: Eukaryota; Metazoa; Chordata; Actinopteri; Lampriformes; Lampridae
Product: GTPase IMAP family member 4
Exons: 2
Coding region: 1-1044 (347 amino acids)
Molecular function (GO): GTP binding
Source: RefSeq, a predicted model, not a curated record